Linum tenue is the source of this 964-nucleotide messenger RNA. The record is from the annotation of a GenBank genome assembly. NCBI's taxonomy places the organism in Eukaryota, Viridiplantae, Streptophyta, Magnoliopsida, Malpighiales, Linaceae.
AAAUAGGAGAAAACUAUAUUGUUUCCUUGCUCAAUCCUGAUUUCCUCCCUGGCCCCUUCAAAUCAGAUUCACUCAAAUAAGCCAAAUCCUAGGUAAAAGCUCAAAGCUUUCCUCUUCAUUCUACAAAACCCACAUUCCAGAAUCUCGUAUAGUUCAUCACGAACAAAACCCACAAAUGAGAAUGGAUUCUAGUAACAGUCAUUAUAAGCUCAUAGCUGUGGGUGAUUACUUGGUUCAUGAGAAGGAGCUGCGUGCAGCUGGUGAUCACAUUCUCCCUCUUCUCUGUGCUGACAUCCAUCUCUUGGGUUACUAGUGGUAUGGUUGCCAAGAGCUAUGUGUACAUAAAGUUCAAUCCUUUCUUCUCGUCCUUCUUCACGCAUACCUUGGGCUUGAAGAGGAAGUACAUGUUCUUGAUCUUCAAUGGCAUCCUUGCUUUCCUUGCCACUUCGGCAUCUUCAGCUUCCUCCACCACCGCCAUUAUCAGAAGCAGCAUUUCGUCACAAACUACUUCAGCUUCUUCUUAUGCUCAUCAUCAUGAUGAGGGCAUAGUGGAGGAGGAGCGUUCAGCUGCGGUUCAUGAAGAUUGUGAUGAGAUUGAUGAUGAUUCUGAUGUGGAAGAAGGGGUUGUUCAUGAAGAAGUGGUUGUUCAUGAAGAGAAGAUGAUGAAGGUUCAAGGUGGGGAUUGUAGAAAUCAAUUUCAGCAACAAGGAGUAGAAAGAGUAGUAGUAGAAGAAGAAGAAGAAGAAGAAGAAGGGUCAGAAGUGGAGGGAGAGGGAGGGAAUGGAUGUAGCACAGAGGAAAUGAACUCAAGGUUUGAUGAGUUGCUUAGGAAGAUGAAGGUAAGGAUGAUGUCUGAAUCUAAACAGCAGAAGCUGCUGCUGCAGAAGCUCAUACCCUUUAUCUAAUUACUGUAACCCAAAUGUGUGUAUUGAAUUAGUUGGAAACAGAUCUGGUUUGAUGUGGA